Messenger RNA from Thlaspi arvense, 2286 nucleotides. The record is from the annotation of a GenBank genome assembly. NCBI's taxonomy places the organism in Eukaryota, Viridiplantae, Streptophyta, Magnoliopsida, Brassicales, Brassicaceae.
UUUAACUCUUUUGAAGAAAAUGGGUGAAAGUGGAGUUAAUAAUAAUAAUAAGUAAUAAGGCAGAUCUAUAUGGGCCUGCUUUAAGCCCAUUAAAACUUUUUUUCUCUUGGCUAAAUCAAACGAUUAAGAUUCAAUCAUGACGUAAUCAGCCUAAAACAUCACCUGAUCAACCUCUUGAUUUCGCAUCAAUUCACAUGUCGUUUUCUGUUUCCCUGAGAUUUCCCGGGAAGGAAAAUUAAAAAAGGAAAAAAGGUAAAAAAAAAAAACAAAAAAGGUUAAAAUAUUAAAAAUAAAAAUCAAUAAAAGGACAAAGAGGUUUCAACACUUCUUAGCCUUUGUUAAAUCUGAAGAAGAGAAGAAGAAAAAAGGAAAAUAAGUCAAAACCAAUGGAAGAUCCUACCGCAAGCAAUGUGACUCCGACGGCGAAUUCUUCUUCGCAGCUGAAUCUACCGCCGUCGAUGAAUACUCCGGUGGUCUCACUUGAGUCACGAAUCAACCGUCUGAUCAAUGCCAACCAGACUCAAUCACCAUCAAGGUCUAUAUACUCUGAUAGAUUCAUACCCAGUAGAUCCGGAUCCAAUUUCGCGCUCUUCGAUCUCGCUCCUUCGCCGGGAAAAGACGGUAAGGAAGACGGCGCUGGCUCUUACGCGACCCUCUUGCGCGCGGCGAUGUUCGGGCCCGAGACGCCGGAGAAGAGAGAUAUUACUGGGUUCUCUUCGUCGCGGAAUAUAUUCAGGUUUAAGACGGAGACGAAUCGGUCCCUGCACUCGUUCUCGCCGUAUGUUUCCGAUGAAGCUCCCGGUGUUAGCCAUAGUCCGAUCAAGGCCCUGAGGAAGGUGUCGCGAUCGCCGUAUAAGAUUCUCAAUCUCGUUGACUUUCGUUGUUGGAUUCCAUUGACGCAUGACACAUUCUGUGAUCUUGAUGACGUGUUGCUCUCUGAUUGUCUGGAGACUGAGGUACUGGAUGCACCAGCCUUGCAAGAUGAUUUCUAUUUAAAUCUCGUUGAUUGGUCCGCACAAAACGUUCUUGCGGUGGGACUAGGGAACUGCGUGUAUUUGUGGAACGCUUGUAGUAGCAAGGUAACUAAGUUAUGUGAUCUCGGGGCUGAUGAUAGCGUUUGCUCUGUGGGUUGGGCGUUCCGUGGAACUCAUCUUGCUGUUGGAACUAGUACAGGGAAAGUACAGAUAUGGGAUGCGUCACGCUGCAAGAGAACAAGAACAAUGGAAGGUCAUCGUCUAAGAGUUGGAGCCCUGGCGUGGAGCUCAUCUGUUCUGUCGUCUGGUAGCAGAGACAAGAGUAUUCUUCAGAGAGACAUACGUUGUCAAGAAGAUCAUGUCAGUAAAUUAACAGGUCACAAAUCCGAGGUAUGCGGACUCAAGUGGUCUUACGACAACAGAGAGUUAGCAUCUGGUGGAAACGACAAUAGGCUUUUUGUAUGGAACCAACAUUCAACACAACCGGUUUUGAAAUAUAGUGAACACACUGCAGCGGUUAAAGCCAUUGCUUGGUCUCCUCAUGUUCAUGGGCUUCUUGCUUCUGGUGGUGGAACUGCUGAUAGAUGCAUACGUUUCUGGAACACAACGACCAACACUCAUCUAAGUUCCAUAGAUACUUGCAGUCAGGUAUGCAAUCUGGCUUGGUCUAAGAAUGUAAACGAGCUGGUCAGCACGCACGGUUACUCCCAAAACCAAAUCAUAGUGUGGAAAUACCCAACCAUGUCGAAAAUUGCUACUCUGACCGGUCACACAUACCGAGUUCUGUACCUUGCGGUCUCGCCUGAUGGACAGACGAUUGUAACCGGAGCAGGGGAUGAAACCUUAAGGUUCUGGAAUGUUUUCCCAUCACCGAAAUCUCAGAACACGGAUAGUGAAAUCGGGUCGUCUUUCUUUGGUAGAACGACAAUUCGGUGAAAAAACUCAUACACACAGACAGAACAGAUAAACGUUUCUUUCAUUUCUUCAACAGCAGCCUCUUGAGUUUGGUCUUCUCAACCAACCAUUUUCACACGGAGAGAGAGAGAGAGAGAGAGAGAGAGAGAGGGUCAAUCAAAUUCUUUUUUCACACGACGGGAUGCAAAAGGAUCUAACCCUUUGAUAAUAAUACCAUCUGGGUUCGUCUAAGUUGCACAACAAAAGUUUUUCAAAAAUUGUAUAUCUCUUUAUUCAAAUUUUUCUUUUUAUACAUCACAUCAUAUCAUAUAUAUAAUUUUGUUGUAUUUAGUUACGAAACACAACACACCAUUUUAUAAUGAGUCAUAGUAAUAAAUGCAAUAAUUCGUUGCCCCCA